Molecule: messenger RNA, 4345 nt
Organism: Colletotrichum scovillei
Lineage: Eukaryota; Fungi; Ascomycota; Sordariomycetes; Glomerellales; Glomerellaceae
Exons: 9
Coding region: 439-3114 (891 amino acids)
Biological process (GO): positive regulation of kinase activity; phosphatidylinositol biosynthetic process
Cellular component (GO): fungal-type vacuole membrane; PAS complex; endosome membrane
Source: RefSeq, a predicted model, not a curated record
UCUGUUUGCUCCUAACCCGGCUGCAGCCUCACUUCCGCGCGCCUAUCGCGACAUCACACUUCAACGCGGCACCUCUAGACAUUUCGUCAUCCCCUCCAUCUGCAACUCCUAACUCGUUUAGUUUUCUUCAGUGACGGCUUCCAAGUCACCAAAGUCCCCGACACCUCCCACUAAACACACGGAUACUGCCACUGUGACCCGGGAGUGACCCCAGCUCAGCUCACCUAGCUCAGCUCAGUUCAAUUCUCCAUUGGCUCCUGUCAUCUUAUCCGUAUCCUUCUCCACCAUUUCGACCCAACGCGGACUACUGAUAUUCGUACCUACCUUAAUCUCACCUGGACUUGGACUUGGGUUGUACCCGACUCGUCUCAUACAAGGUCCUGCGCCAACGUUCCGGGACAUGAUCCCGUCGUUGCUGUCUCGACCUCGCCAUCAACCAUGGAAGUCAGCAUCCAGAGAGCUUUGAACGAUAAGCUCUAUGACAAGCGCAAGGUCGGCGCACUUGAGCUCGAACGGGUCAUCCGAGAACUGGUAGUUACUAGAGACUAUCCAAGAGUCCAAGCAAUCCUCGAGCAACUCUGCAAUGAGUUCGCCUACGCCGUCCAUCAACCACAUGCCCGAAAUGGAGGCUUGAUAGGCCUGGCAGCAGCUGCCAUCGCCCUCGGUCACGAGCUACCUCGCUAUCUCGAGAAGAUCGUUCCGCCAGUGCUAGCAUGCUUCACCGAUCAAGAUGCGAGAGUCAGAUACUAUGCCUGUGAGGCCAUGUACAAUAUUGCCAAGGUCGCCAAGGGGGAGAUCUUGAUAUACUUUAACGACAUCUUCGAUGCGCUCUGCAAGCUGGGAGCUGACUCUGAGUUAUCCGUUAAAAACGGUGCCGAGCUGCUCGACCGACUCAUCAAAGACAUUGUCUCUGAAUCCGCUGCGUCAUACGUAUCCGUCCUUGAGGGGGAGUUGGACCAGCAAGAGCUUAGCGACAAGGACGAGCUUGAAGAACGCGCUGCCCCUCCCACCGCCUUUUCCUUACGCCGGUUCAUCCCACUCCUCCAAGAGCGCAUCUGGGUCAUCAACCCCUUUACCCGCCAAUUCCUAGUUGGCUGGAUCACAUUGCUCGACUCUAUUCCCGACUUGGAACUCGUCACAUUUCUCCCUGACUUCCUCGGUGGUUUGCUCAGGUUUCUGAGUGACCCAAAUAGAGAUGUCCACGUUGCAACUAGAGCCUGCCUCGACAAGUUCCUCAGCGAAAUUAAGAGGAUAUCUAGGAUCAAGAAAGGCAUCGCUGAGAGCAAGAAGUCGCGUGAAGGUGGAAAGCGGAAACGCGAGGAGUCCGUAGAUUCGGGGAGUCUUCAAAUCGGCCCGGAGGAGGGCGACGAGGUUGAUUCGCAAUCCGACGACGAUGAUAGUAGCGGCGAGGAAGACUGGGUACCAGGACAAGAUGUCCAAAUCAACUACCGAAAAAUUCUCGAGAUAUUGACCGCCACUCUGGACUCGCCCCUUGAGGAGGACUCUCUCUUGGAGUCGCUACGAUGGAUAGUUGAGUUCUUGGACAUUUGCCCCGAAGAGGUGCUACCAUUCACUCCCAAAGUCCUGGCUCACAUGCUACCUGCUAUGGCCAGUGGUGUUGAAUCCAUACGCCAAGCUGCCGCACGCGUCAAUGCCGGCCUGAUGGACUACGUCGUCUCCCUCUCUGACGAGCCUGAAAUUGGCGGCAACUCCCAGUCCAUGUCACGCAUUCCAGUAUCCGGUGAACGGCAAGAGGGGCCAUCUAGUGCACGAGCUUCUCUUUCUAGUUCACGGGACCUCGAAAUGCGAAGCCCAACCCCAGCCCAGGGACACAAUCGUUCUCUCUCAACACCUGUUGCGCCGCUAGCAAAUAACCAUCCCCAGGUAGAUCUGGACUAUGCCGCAGCCGUGAACGCUUUGACGCUCUUGUUCCUCAAUGACCAUGAAGCAACUCGCGUUGCGGCCUUGACGUGGUUGAUAAUGCUUCACCGGAAGGCUCCUCGGAAAGUUCUCGCGUUCAACGACGGAACCUUCCCUGCCUUGCUUAAGACACUCUCGGAUCCAGCCGAAACUGUCGUCACGAAAGAUCUACAGCUACUGUCACAGAUUUCUCGCAACAGCGAAGACGACUACUUUUCAAACUUCAUGGUCAACUUAUUGCAGCUGUUUGCUACUGACAGAAAACUGCUUGAGACACGAGGAAACCUAAUCAUCCGUCAGCUUUGCGUUAGCUUGAGCGCGGAGAGAAUAUACCGUACACUCGCAGACUGUAUCGAAAAGGAGGAAGAUGUCGAAUUUGCUAGCAUAAUGGUGCAGAAUCUGAACAACAACCUCAUCACUGCUCCAGAGCUGUCGGAGUUGCGAAAGAGACUUCGGAAUCUAGAGUCGAAGGAUGGACAAACUUUCUUUGUCGCGCUGUUCCGCUCGUGGUGCCACAACGCCGUCGCGACCUUUUCCCUCUGCCUGUUGGCGCAGGCUUACGAGCAGGCUUAUAAUCUCCUGCAAAUUUUCGCCGAGCUGGAGAUGACGGUGAAUAUUCUCAUCCAGAUUGAUAAGUUGGUGCAGUUGAUAGAAUCUCCUGUAUUCACUUACCUCCGACUGCAGCUGCUUGAGCCUGAGAAAUUUCCCCACUUGUACAAAUGCCUGUACGGCCUUUUGAUGCUCCUCCCCCAGUCCUCGGCCUUUGCCGCCCUGAAGAAUCGCUUGAACGCUGUCAGUUCAAUCGGUUACCUCCAUAUUGCCCCUAAGGCGAAUCCACCGUCCACUGCAAGCUCAAGCUACGACAGGCCGAAUAGGCUCAAGAGUAGAGAGGAUAGCAUCAUUCGGUGGAAUGAGCUACUGGAGAAGUUCCGCACCGUCCAGGAACGGGCUCGCCGAGCCCAGAGACACUCUGGCGAUGUUGAGGAAGGCCGAGGCAGCCUCGGUGUGGCGGAUCUGCGGCUCGGAGAAAACCUCGACUCCAAGGGACCAAAAGAGGCACGCAACACCAGCGGGCCACCUGUUCCAAUCAAAGAUCCUCCUCCACCUGCACCACCGGCGGCCAAGAGAUCAGGUUUGGGAAUGCGGCAGAUUAGGAACCUGGGAGGCGCAGUCAGGGGAAAGCGGCCUGGCUAAGGGUCGAUGCAGACUGGUAGCCUUUAGCGAAUCAUUGUUCAAAUACCCCCAACACACGCAAGCGUAAGCUUGUAAGUGUCUGUAUUGUAGACGAAGUAGAAUAAUCAUCAACGGCCUUUGCGGGGACUUUCGCGUUCAACGAGUCCUUCGAAUAUGGCAUCGCGGUGCUGCGCAACGGCCCGUACUUCUGCGCGAAGGUGUUCUAACUCGGCACGGGCUGUUGCGACAUCAUCGGGGAGACCGGAGAACUGGCCGACUUCGGCAUCCAGACCCUUCUUUUGGGCGCGGAGGUCAAGAAAGCCGGCCUCGUCCUGAGCAACCUUUUCGAUGGUAGGAUGGGAGACAGUUGGGGGUUGGUUGAGGGUAGCCAUGCGGUCCUUGAUUUCAGGGAUGCGCGCGGCCAUAGUCUUAAUCCUUCUCUGCAUGUCCAAAUUCUGCCGGGCCAGGUCAGUGACGGGUUUGUAGUCGUCGCUUCUCAAGGUGCGCAGCAUCUCGCGGGCCAUGGCAGCCUCUCGCUCAAUAUGGCUUUGGAGGAUGUGCACCCGAACGCGCAUCUGCUCUAGCUCUGAGGCUUCGGCGUGCAGAGCAAUCAUGGAACGGCCAAUACUCUCAGCAUCGGGGUGGGCUACGGAGAGUUGACAUGACAGGGUGGCCAGCGAAUUCAGCGCGGUGCGUCCUUCACGGGUAAGGUGAUCCUGUACGGUGCCGAGAAUCCUCUCCCGGACGAUGGCCGAGGUCGGGAGGUCUGAUUGGGGUUCGGAGCGGUCUUGGGCGAUGCUGAGCUCCUGGAGGGCGGCGGCCUCGGCUCGAGCGACUUGUUCACGCUCUUCAUCUGCGGCUUCGUUGAUGUUGGCCAGGGCCAGGAGGGCUUUGAGGGUCUCGGGACUGCGCUCGAAGGGCGGGAUAGAACGGCCCUGGUAUUUUGAAGCGAGCCAGCUAUCAACAUAGCUCCAGUCCUUGGCGGUGGAGGCGGCGAUCCGGGCUAUCGAGGGUGAGAAGAUGGCUGUUGAAGGUGGAAGAUGAGCCAUGUUGAGAUGCGGUGAGGUUCAGCUGUCUCUUUCCCUGUAUAGAAACUCAUGCAGAGACACCCCUCUUUGGUGUGAGCAGUGGAGUGACCAGGCCAGUGACCGCAGCUAUCGUUGUCGUUGUUUCUUGUUAAUUUGUCGAGGAAUAUGAGGUGCAAUGGCUGCCUUGUCUCGCGACUGAUUGGCGGCGGGAGGUUCUGAAAAGC